Molecule: messenger RNA, 1120 nt
Organism: Camelina sativa (false flax)
Lineage: Eukaryota; Viridiplantae; Streptophyta; Magnoliopsida; Brassicales; Brassicaceae
Source: RefSeq, a predicted model, not a curated record
CCAAUUUGUGUGCAGUCCGAUCUCAUCUACACUAUGUGGAAGAUACUCUCUUAUCACUAAGCGUAAGGGUAAAAGGGUAAAAGGGUAAAGGGUAAAAGGGUAAAAUCAUGUUCUUCCUCCCCGAUGACUCCGGUAAAGGUCGUCGGGAAAAGACGGCCGAGUUGAAUCAAUUGAAAAAUCAAAAUCUCUAUCCACCUCCGUCCGAAGAUUGCGUAUUUGAGAAUAGAUAAAUGACGGCGACGGCGACGGUGAUGAAGAAGGCGGAGGAGCUGGUGGGUAAGGCGAUGAAAGGAAACGAUGCUUCUCAUGACGCCGCGCACGUGUGGAGGGUCCGAGACCUUGCUCUCUCUAUUGCUCGCGAGGAAGGUCUCUCUUCCAACUCCGACUCCAUGGAAAUUGUGGAGUUAGCUGCUCUUCUCCAUGAUAUAGGUGAUUACAAGUACAUAAGAGACCCUUCGGAAGCAAAACUUGUUGAGAAUUUCCUGGAUGAGGAAGGUAUAGAAGAGACCAAGAAGAUGAAGAUACUAACGAUCAUCAAUGGAAUGGGUUUCAUAGACGAGUUAGCUGGUGCAGCACUCUGCGAAUCUCUUCCAGAAUUUGGGGUAGUUCAAGAUGCUGAUCGCCUUGAUGCAAUUGGUGCCAUAGGAAUUGCUCGUUGCUUUACAUUUGGUGGAAGCAGGAACAGAGUGCUUCAUGAUCCUGACGUCAAGCCCCGGACCGAGCUAACCAAAGAGCAGUACGUUAAGAAGGAGGAGCAAACAACUAUUAAUCACUUUCAUGAGAAACUCCUCAAGCUAAAGCAACUGAUGAAAACCGAGGCGGGUAGAAGGAGGGCCGAGAAAAGGCACAAGUUUAUGGAAGAGUUUCUUAAGGAGUUCUAUGGAGAGUGGGACGGGUCAGCUUGAAAAGUUAAGAAUGAUCGAUGAUGCAUGAAGAAAAAAAGCAGAGGAUGUGUCGACCAGUUACUUAAUUUGAUUUAAAUCAGUCAGUUGUACCCGACCAAACCAACCAAUAUAUGUGGUUUACAUACCUCGUGAUAAGUUUACAUUUAUAAAUGUUAAAAUGCUUUGGUUUUUAAAAAUAAAAAUUAUAAAUGUGCUAAUAAUUAGGUUUUUCUUUA